AUAAACACCCCUAUUUCUAUUGAUUUGUAUACACGUAGGAAGUGAGAGAACAAAUUUUUAUCAACAACAAGCAAUCGUCAAUGGCGUCAACAAACUCCGAGAGAGUAGAGUUAGCUAAACUCUGCUGCUCCCGGAACUGGUCUAAAGCUAUUCGCAUUCUCGAUUCACUUCUUUCUCGUUCUUCCACCAUUCAAGAUCUCUGCAAUCGAGCGUUUUGUUAUAGUCAAUUGGAGCUUCACAAACAUGUGAUUAAGGAUUGCGAUCGUGCGCUUGAACUUGAUCCUUCUCUUCUUCAAGCGUACAUUCUUAAAGGUCAAGCAUAUUCUGCCUUGGGACGGAAAGAUGACGCUAUGCUGGUCUGGAAGCAUGGAUAUGACCUUGCUCUUCAUCAGUCAGCAGAUUUGAAACAAUUGUUAGAACUGGAAGAGCUGAUUGCAAAAGAAAACACAAAUGGAAAUAUCAAUCAAGAAGGGCAUGCUAUUAGGUCAUCUACCCCAUUAGAUGUCUCAAAUAGACAUGUUACACCUGAAGCUAAAACUGUGAAGGAUUCUAAUAAUUUGAGAGAUGACUCUGAAGCCAGGAAUGGAUCUGAUAAUAUGUCUGAGGUUCAGAGCAAAUUAUUUAAUGAAUCUCACGUGCUGAAUGGCUCAGUGGAGAAAGUGAAGGAAACAAAGAAAUUUGAGAGCAAAUCGAAUGGUACUUAUAAAAAAUUGAGCAGUGAGUUGGAAUCACUCAACAAACCUGGUGAAGAACCACACAAUAAAAUCAACGCAUCUAAGGCCUCCAUCAAGUUAAAUAAUAAAAAUUCUGAAGAAUUUGAAUGGAGUGAUGCUGUCAAAAAAGGCCAGAAAGUUUGUGUUACUCAGAUUUCUAAAACAAAAUCUAUCAGCUUAGACUUACGGUUAUCGAGAGGGAUAGCUGAGGUAAACGAGGGAAGGUAUACACAUGCAAUUUCAAUUUUCGACCAGAUUUUGAAAGAGGGUCCAAAUUACCCAGAGGCACUCAUUGGGAGAGGUACAGCAUAUGCUUUCCAACGAGAACUAGAUGCAGCAAUUGCUGACUUUAGCAAGGCUAUUGAGGCAAACCCUUCUGCUGGCGAGGCAUGGAAACGUAGAGGGCAAGCUCGAGCUGCUUUAGGAGACUCAGCUGGGGCUAUUGAUGACUUAUCAAAGGCAUUGGAGUUUGAACCUAAUUCUGCUGAUAUACUACAUGAGAGGGGUAUUGUUAACUAUAAGUUUAAGGAUUUUGAUGCAGCUGUUAAAGACCUUACUACAUGUGUUAAAUUUGAUAAGGGCAACAAGUCUGCAUACACUUAUUUGGGUCUGUCUUUAUCAUCAGUUGGUGAGUACAGAAGAGCUGAAGAGUCACAUAUGAAAGCGCUCAAAUUUGACCAUGAUUUUCUUGAGGCUUGGACUCAUCUAACUCAGCUCUAUCAAGAUUUGGCAAAUACAGAUAAGGCUUUUGAAUGUCUCAAUCAAGCUCUAAAAAUUGAUGACAGGUAUGCUAAAGCAUAUUAUCUGCGUGGGCUGCUCAAUCAUGCUACGGGAGAUCACAGGAAUGCCAUCAAGGAUUUAUCUAUGGCGCUCAGUAUUGAGAGUUCAAAUGUGGAGUGUCUUUAUUUAAAAGCCUCCUGUCACCAUGCUUUAGGACAGUUUAAAGAAGCGGUCAAAGACUAUGAUGCUGCUUUAGAUUUGGAAUUAGACUCUAUGGAGAAAUUUGUGCUUCAGUGCCUUGUAUUUUACCAGAAGGAAAUAGCUCUCUAUACAGCAUCAAAAAUAAAUAGCGAGUUUGCCUGGUUUGAUAUUGAUGCUGAUAUUGAUCCCCUUUUUAAGGAGUACUGGUGCAAAAGAUUGCAUCCCAAGGAUGUAUGUGAAAAGGUUUAUAGGCAGCCUACGUUGCGGGACUCCCAGAAAAAGAGCAAGCUGAAGAAGCUAGAUUUUGCUAUGACAAAACAAAAGACUGCUCUAAUUAAUGCUGCAGACUCCAUUGGACAAAAGAUUCAAUAUCACUCUGCAGGCUUCUUGGCGAAUAGGCGUCAGCAUCGUAUGGCUGGAUUGGCUGCCAUUGAAAUUGCUCAAAAGGUAUCAAGGGCCUGGCGAGCUUUGCAAGCAGAAUUGAAGAAUAGUGGUAAAGGUACUGGAAAAUAUGGCAGGAGAGCUCGGAGGAAGGAAACGCUAAAUGUUCCCAGUCAGAAUAGAGGUGGUCCUUGUAGCACUACCAGUAGCCCAUCAGACACUUCAUCGGUAUAUGGUAUUCUGGAAGACAGGCCAUCUGCUCGAGCUAUGAUGUCGUGGCAAGAUGUGUAUUCCCUUGCUGUAAAGUGGAGACAAAUCGCAGAACCUUGUGAUCCUGUUGUGUGGAUUAACAAAUUAAGUGAAGAGUUCAAUGCUGGUUUUGGGUCUCACACUCCACUAAUUUUGGGACAGGCAAAAGUAGCCCGCUAUUUUCCCAACUUUAACAGAACCUUAAAUGCUGCCAAGGCUGCAAUAAGUGAAAAGAAGCAUGCUUGCAGCAAGGCUGAUGCUGUAAUCAACUUAUCUGACAACAGCAAGUUGCAAGAAAUCAUGCUUGCAGAAUCCUGUUUUGACCUACAUAAAGCUGUUGGUGAAGACUUCUGGGUGUCUACUUGGUGCAACAGUAUGGCAUUUGAGGGGAAGCAGUUAGAGGGAACAAGAAUUACUCUUUUGAAAACGGGAGAACGUGGAUUUGAUUUCGCAAUAAGAACACCUUGUACGCCAUCAAGGUGGAAUGAGUUUGAUACUGAAAUGGCAAUGGCAUGGGAGGCUCUAUGCAACUCUUAUUGUGGGGAGGCUUAUGGAUCAACUGAUUUCAAUGCCCUUGAAAAUGUCCGAGAUGCAAUUUUGAGGAUGACUUACUACUGGUACAACUUCAUGCCACUCUCCCGAGGUUCCGCUGCAGUUGGAUUUGUAGUUUUGCUUGGAUUGUGUCUUGCAGCAAACAUGGAGUUCUCUGGGAGUAUCCCAGAAGGAGUGCAGGUUGAUUGGGAAGCGAUUCUUACUUUCAGUCCCGACUCUUUUGUGGAGUCUGUGAAGAAGUGGUUGUAUCCCAAUAUGAAGGUGACGACAUCUUGGAAAGACUACCCAGAUGUUGCCUCAACUUUAUCAACAACUGGAUCAGUAAUUGCUGCUCUCAGCUCUUACAAUAAUUAAAAUCUGAUUUCGACGAUUUCAAAGAGUGAAAAUCUGCCGUUGGCGUCAGCUGUUGUUGCACAAGACCUUAUGGCGUAUGGUUGGCGAAAACUGCCGCCACUGUGAAUGAUCUUUAUACGAACCACAAUUCUUCACUCAUUUAGAGUAAUACUGUUGUAUGUUUAAUAUUUAAGUUUUCUUAUCUGAUUUCUUUUGAAUUUUUUUCGUUCCCUAUGUUUCGUGCUAUGGAUAAUUUAUUUCGAUUUCUUCAAUGCCUCCAAGAAUAAAUGCAGUAUGUUUUAGCUAGCA
Amaranthus tricolor (Joseph's coat) is the source of this 3458-nucleotide messenger RNA. Its product is annotated as suppressor of RPS4-RLD 1. The transcript has 24 exons. The coding region runs from base 81 to 3170 and encodes 1029 amino acids. Lineage: Eukaryota; Viridiplantae; Streptophyta; Magnoliopsida; Caryophyllales; Amaranthaceae. Gene Ontology annotation, molecular function: protein binding. The record is from RefSeq and is a predicted model, not a curated record. Gene Ontology annotation, biological process: negative regulation of DNA-templated transcription.